AUGAUUAUACUACCGCUUUUCACAAUUUUAAUAUCAUUCAUAUUCAUUAUAUUCAGUUAUGCAUCACCACGACUAGAAAGAAUAAUAAAUCCAAAAACUACAAAAGAGGUUGAACAAGUUUCAACUACUACUACACAAAUUUCAAUUCCUACAUCCUCAUCAUCAUUUUUACCAUUAAAUUUUAGAUCAAUUAAUGAUUGUGAAUUAACUAAUCUUUUAUUAAUUAGUGAUAUAGAUGGAAAUUUGCAUGGUGUUUCAAGAUUACUGGGUAAUUUAUUAUGGAGUCUACCCAUAGAUAAACCAUUAGUUAGAAUUCAAACAAAUAAUUCUGAUGCCACGGCAGAUUCUUCAAGUUCAAGUUCAAAUAUUUUAUGGUUUGUCGAACCUUAUCAAGAUGGAGAAUUAUAUUAUUUCACUCCUAAAUUUGGUUUAAAUAAAUUACCUACUUCGAUUAAAGAUCUUGUUAUGAAUUCACCUUUUUCAUUAAGUAAUGAUGAUAAAAUAUAUACCGGAGAAAGAAAAACAAGUUUAUAUAACAUAAAUAUCAAUACAGGGGAGAUUCAAAAUUCAUUUGGGUAUGAUAAAUGUCCUAUCAAUACAACUACAGACUCAUCUGGUGAUAGAAUAAUGAUUGGAAAGACAACUUAUGAAUUAUCAAUACAUUCAAAAUUAAAUAAAAAUAUUGUAUGGAAUGUUACUUAUUCUCAAUGGGUUCCAAAUAAUAUAGAUAAUGAUUUAAUAAUGCAAAAUCAACAAUCAUUGGAUAAAUUAUAUUUUACACCUUUCCAUGAUAAAUCUUUAUUGGCAAUUAAUAAAGAUAUUGGUACACCAGUUUGGAUUUCAAAAUUACCUUCAUUAGCAGUUAAUAUAUUUGAUAUUUUUAAAAAUAAUAAUGAUUAUAUUUUAUUACCACAUCCAACAAAAGUAUUAAAUGAUUUGCAAAUUGAAAAUAAUCAAAAUUUAAAUAAUGAUUUAGUAUUCAUUAAUAAAACAUCAAAUUUAAAACAAUGGAUAGCUAUGAGUUAUAUAAAUUAUCCAACAUUAAUUAAAUCUGCUCCACUAUCAAAAUAUCAAUUAAUUUUAAAUAAUUAUUAUCAAAAUAAUCAUAAUAAUAUGAAUUCAAUUGAAUUUUUAGAAAAUUUCAAUAUUAAUGAAGACCAAAAUGAUGUUAAAGAAAUUGAAGGUUUAUUAUCUGGUAUUCAUAAAGUAUUUGAAGUCUCAUCUGAUUCAUCGUAUCAACCAAUUUCAAGAUUUGAAAGAAGAGAAAUUAAAAGAAUAAGUGAUGGAAGAGAAGAAUCAGAAGUUAUACAGCCUGAUGUGAUAGAUGAUCAAAUACCUUCAAUAAUUGAUGGAAUAAAAUUUCCAUCAAAGAAUAAUAUUGGAUCUGAUAUAAUUAUAUUACCACCGGAAGAAUUGGAUAAUUAUGAAUUUGAUCAAAUAAAAGAAAACAAGAAUAAUAGUGUACCAAGUUCUACUAAUUCAAUUGUGAAGAGAAUAUUUGAAGAUGUUGCGGUUUUGAUAGUUUUAGUUAUAUUGAUUUUAUUUUUUGGAAGAUCAAACAAGUAUAUCAAAAGGUUAUUCUAUGAUUCAUCAAGUUCAAAGAUUGAAGAAAUACCAGAAUAUGAAAAAAUUCAAAUUAUAGAAACUCAACCACCAAAAAAGAAAGUAACAAUAGUUGAACCAGAAGAAGUAAAAGAAGAAGUAAAAGAUUCUGCAUCUGAACCACAAGAAGAACCUAAGUCUCUUGAUUCUAUUUCAGAAAAAUCGAAUGAAAAUGAAGCAACUCCAGAAACUAUUAAUGAUACUACAACGAACUCUACUGAAUCGGCUCCAGCUCCAUAUAAAAAGAAGAAGAGAGGUAGUAGAGGUCAAAAGAAACGUGGAGGAAGAAAAAUCAAUAAAUCUACAAGUAAUGAACCUUCAGAAAAUAAUAUAUAUGAUGAUGAUGAUGAUGAAGAAUUUGAUGAUAUUAAUAAAGAAAUUACUGAAAUACGAGCACAUAAUAAUGAAGUUGAAGAAAUAGAGAAACAAGUUGAAGAAGAAGUCAAAGAGGAAAUACAGAAAGAGAUUAUGACCAAAUCAUUAAUUCAAAGUUUACCAACACCAAUUAAACCACAAAAAUUACAUAUUGAGAAUAAUUUAAUCAUUUCAGAAACUGUAUUAGGUUUUGGUUCACAUGGUACUGUUGUAUUUGAAGGUACUUUUGAAAACCGUCCAGUUGCAGUUAAACGUAUGUUACUUGAUUUUUAUGAUAUUGCAAAUCAUGAAGUUAAAUUAUUACAAGAAUCAGAUGAUCAUCCAAAUGUUGUUCGAUAUUUUUGUUCACAAACUUCAGAACUGGAAAAAUUUCUAUACAUUGCAUUAGAAUUGUGUCUUUGUACACUUGAGAAUAUAAUUGAACUACCUUCAAAAUUUCCAAAUUUGAAAAUACCAAAAAGAAAUGAUAUUUUAUACCAACUAACUAGUGGAUUAAAUUAUUUACAUUCUUUAAAAAUAGUUCAUCGUGACAUUAAGCCACAAAAUAUUUUAGUUUCUUUAGGUAAAAGUAAAAUUGCAGAAAAUAAUGUCAGAUUAUUAAUUUCAGAUUUUGGUUUAUGUAAAAAGUUAGAUAAUGAUCAGUCUUCAUUUAGAGUUACAACACAACAUGCAGCUUCUGGUACUUCUGGAUGGAGAGCUCCUGAAUUAUUAUUAAAUCAUGAAAAAGAACCAAAUUUAUUUGAAAUUUCACCAGAUUCAAUAUCAUCAAACAAUGAAACUACAAGUAAUGGUUCUGGAGGUAAGAGAUUAACUAAAGCAAUUGAUAUAUUUUCACUUGGUUGUGUUUUUUUUUAUAUUUUAACUGAUGGUUUACAUCCAUUUGGUGAUCGAUAUUUAAGAGAAGGUAAUAUAAUUAAAGGAGAAUAUGAUUUAUCAAUUUUAUAUAAAAAAUGUCCAAAUGAUAAAUAUGAAGCAAUUGAUUUAAUUUCAAAACUAAUUCAAUUUGAUCCUUCAAAAAGACCAAACACAACUAAAAUUUUAUCACAUCCUUUAUUUUGGUCAAAUUCAAAAAGAUUAGAAUUUUUAUUAAAAGUAAGUGAUCGAUUUGAAAUCGAAAGAAGAGAUCCACCAAGUGAAUUAUUAUUAAAAUUAGAAUCUAAAUCUCAAAAAAUUACAAAUUUGGAUUGGCAUUCAAAAUUUGAAAUUGAAUUUCUUGAUAAUUUAAAAUCUUAUAGAAAAUAUCAUACUUUCAAAUUAAUGGAUUUAUUAAGAGCAUUAAGGAAUAAAUAUCAUCAUUUUAAUGAAAUUCCAAAACCUUUACAAAGUAAAAUGUUACCAUUACCUGAUGGAUUUUAUAAGUAUUUUAAUGAUAAAUUUCCAAAUCUAUUAAUUGAAAUUUACUACAUUGUUGAACAAGAAUUAAAAGAUGAACAUAUAUUUAGUGAAAAUUUUGUUUAA
Insectozyma verbasci is the source of this 3435-nucleotide messenger RNA. Lineage: Eukaryota; Fungi; Ascomycota; Pichiomycetes; Serinales; Debaryomycetaceae. The record is from the annotation of a GenBank genome assembly.